AUGUUCAAAUACUUCUAUAACUACGAGACCUCUGCCGAUUUCGCCCAGAAUUUCGACUGGAUGCAAGCGCAACACAACAGCGAUUGGAAUCAGCACGAUGUAGUUGACAAAUCGCAACGCCUCGCCAUCCUCAUCGACAACUAUGAUGUCCCGUUUUGGGUGGCAACCAGGUCCGAAUCCGACGACUAUUACUUUGCGGUCACAGAUACCAUCGGGGCAUUCUUCUCUGCGAUAGAAGUAUGCAGUCAAACUGAGCGGAUCGGGCUCGUCCUUCUUGCGGGCGAAACAUUCAUUCUAGAUCAUAUGCCGCCGAGACCCGAUCAGCUACCGUGA
This is a messenger RNA of Marasmius oreades (fairy-ring Marasmius), 333 nucleotides long. RefSeq lists its product as uncharacterized. The transcript has 2 exons. The record is from RefSeq and is a predicted model, not a curated record. Lineage: Eukaryota; Fungi; Basidiomycota; Agaricomycetes; Agaricales; Marasmiaceae. The coding region runs from base 1 to 333 and encodes 110 amino acids.